AUGGCAACGGACGCCGGGUUCUGGAUUUCGCAGGCGGCGCACAGCCUAGCGGCCACCUCCGCGGCUCCCAUGGAGGUCUAUGGCGACUGGGCGCCGGAAACCGAGGAGUGCUGGAGGAUUAUCAAGAAUCUCGAGUCCACUCUUGAACAGUUCCGGCUCAGUCCCAGAUUUACUAUUUCAGAUGAUUUGAAGGUUGGCUUUUUCAGCACAGACCAUGCCACUCAAACAGAUUCCAGUGAGAUUUUGCCAUUGAAAGAAUUGAGCUUAGCUACACAAAAUCUAGUGCAGAUUACUAAAUCCCUACAGGUGGAUUUUGGGUUCCUCAAGCAAUUGAUUCAACUGAGAUUUGAGGACCGUCUUAAAGAGGAAUCUUACAGACUCUUCGCUUCUCUACGUGACAGGAUCAUGACCAUUGAAAAACAUUACCAACAGAAUGAAGAGAGCUUACGAAAAUGCUAUAAUCAGCAGCUGGCCGAUGCCAUAGGUACUAUCAAAGGAAUGUACCAGGAUAAUAGUGUGCUGUAG
Messenger RNA from Capra hircus (goat), 525 nucleotides. RefSeq names its product chromosome 13 C10orf67 homolog (gene C13H10orf67). NCBI's taxonomy places the organism in Eukaryota, Metazoa, Chordata, Mammalia, Artiodactyla, Bovidae. Bases 1 to 525 code for a protein of 174 amino acids. The record is from RefSeq and is a predicted model, not a curated record. The transcript has 5 exons.